GUCGUCCUCUGGCAAGCAGGUAAAUUUCCAAAAACUCGUAUGAGUUGCAUCAAUCUCAACACUUUUCCAACCAAACCCUAGCUAUCUCCCCCCAAUUUCAUUAAUCCACAACUUGAUUAUGCAGUGAAUUACAACAGAGGAUUCGUGUAACGAAAGAGAGCUUUUGGAACCCUAAUCUGUCAAUCAUUUCUACGGAUCGGCGCCUUUCGAGGUACCUGCUUGGUGAUGGAUGACUAUGACGUUAUUUCAGAUACUCCACAGAUGCUCCCACCGCCACCUGGCAGUUUCCCCGACCGCGAAGAACUUAUCCAACAUGUUGGGGAGUUUGGGAUAUCUCAGGGAUACGUCGUAACUAUCAAACAAUCAAAAAAAGAAAAGGUUGUAGUUCUUGGAUGCCAACGAGGCGGUGUUUAUAGAAACAGACGUAAAACAAUCGAUGACGGCACGAGUGAACUCAUCCGCAAAAGAAAAUCUGGUUCACGGCUUACAAAUUGUCCGUUCGAACUAGUGGGUAAAAAGGAUGACGGGUUCUGGGUACUUUCGGUUAAGAACGGGUCGCAUAAUCACGAACCGUUGAGUGAUAUCACACAACAUCCAUCUGCCAGACGGUUUACAGAGGAUGAGGUUUUGCUUAUCAAGGAGAUGACGGAAGCGGGUUUAAAACCGCGUCAAAUUUUAAAGAAACUACGACAACACAAUCCCGAGCUUUUAUCGACUCCGAAGCACGUGUACAAUAUAAAGACCAAGCUUCGUCAAGGAAAUCUUACAGUUAAGAGAUAUAAAACAUUGAGGCCUCAGACUUCAGCUCAAGGAAACUCUAAUUCAUCAACAACGUCAGAGCCAUCAUGGAGACAGCGAUAUCCUCCUAGGGUGCCAAAUUUCAUUGGUGGUAUGUUUAUAGACUCACAAUCAAGAACAUCUAUCGAUGUUAUAAACCCUGCAACCCAACAAGUGGUAUCCCAAGUUCCUCUAACUACUGGUGAAGAGUUUAGAGCAGCAGUAUAUGCAGCUAAAUGCUCUCUUCCAUCAUGGCGAAAUACACCUGUCAUGACACGUCAGCGUAUCAUGUUCAGGUUUCAGGAACUUAUUCGUAGAGACAUUGAUAAGAUUGCUCAAAAUAUAACUUCAGAGCAGGGAAAGACACUGAAGGAUGCACGUAAUGAGAUGCUGCGUGGACUUGAGGUGGUUGAACAUGCGUGUGGGAUGACAUCACUCCAAAUGGGGGAUUUUGUUUCGAACAUCAGAAGCGGAGUUGAUAGCUAUAGCCUGCGGGAACCACUCGGUGUUUGUGCUGGAAUAUGUCCUUCUAACUUUCCCGCAUUAGUUCCUUUGUUGAUGUUUCCGAUAGCAGUAGCAUGUGGUAAUACGUUUAUUCUUAAGCCAUCUGAGAAAGAUCCAGGGGCAUGCAUGAUACUUGCAGAAUUAGCAAUGGAGGCUGGUUUGCCCAACGGUGUACUAAAUGUCGUUCACGGAACUAAUGAUAUUGUCAAUGCCAUAUGUGAUGAUGAUGAUAUCAAAGCUAUAACAUUUGUUGGUCCAGAUUCUUCUGGUUCACACAUUCACGCAAGAGCCUCUUCAAAUGGUAAACGUGUACAGUCAAAUAUUGGUGCAAAAAACCAUUCAAUUGUAAUGCCUGAUGCAAAUAUGGACGCCACAUUGGACGCUCUUGCUGCUGCCGGAUUUGGUGGUGCCGGACAAAGGUGUACAACGCUGAAUACGGUUGUAUUUGUUGGAGGUUCAAAAUCAUGGGAAGAAAAACUAGUGGAGCGUGCCAAAGCACUUAAAGUAAAUGUUGGAACCGACCCUGAUACAGACAUCGGCCCUGUGAUCAAUAAAAUGGCAAAGGAAAAAGUAAAUAGAUUAAUCCAAUUAGGUAUCGAGGCUGGUGCUAGAUUAAUUCUGGAUGGAAGACAUAUUGAGGUUCCAAAGUAUGAAAUGGGUAAUUUUAUCGGGCCGACCAUCUUAUCUGAUGUUACAGAUGGAAUGGAAUGUUACAAGGAAGAGAUUACUGGCCCGGUUCUUCUCUGUAUGCAGGCUGGAAGCUUAGAGGAAGCCAUAGCUAUUGUCAACAGAAACAGGUAUGGAUUCGGUGCAUCAAUAUUCACUAAAAAUGGUGCAUCAGCAAGGAAAUUUCAAACUGAGAUAGAAGCUGGGCAGGUUGGUGUAAACGUCCCUGUCCCGGCCCCACUACCGUUCUUUGCGUUUACUGGAACAGAGGCGUCUUUCUCAGGAGACCUAAAUUUCCAUGGUAAAACAGGGGUUGACUUUUACACACAGAUCAAGACGGUGAGUCAACAAUGGAAGGAUUUUAGGAUUAACGACGAAAUUCCACUGGAAAUGCCUCCAACCAAUUUUCAGAGCAGUGACGGAACAUCCUUGUUAUUACCGACUCACAAUUUUCCCAAUACCGAUGAUGACAGAGGGCACCUGGCAUCCCCGUCAGAUAACCUUGAUUGUGACAAUGGACCGUCGUUUACGAUACCACAUAAAGAUUUUCAAACGGGUGAAGCUGUGUCUCUUGGUUUGCAGCUCAGAGAUUUUCAAAACAGCGAUGUAUCUCCUGCUUUGCUCAUGUCGGAUGGAUCACAGGACCCCAAGUUCUUGACCCAUUUUCUUAACUGGAGCCGUAACGCUCAAUAGUAUUCAUGCACUUGUCAACGUAGCGGGCUUUAAGAGAACGUAGUAUUCAUGCACUUGUCAAUGUAGCAGGCUUUAAGGGAACGUUUGUGCGCAUGUGCGGGUGGGUAGUCCUCAAAAAUGUUGAUUAUAUCUUGUACUGUAAAAAGAUUUACAAUUUAGUUAAGCUUGGUGUAGUUAAGUUAUGAAGUGAUAAAUGUUACAUGUGAUUAAUGAUUGAUUGUUGUUUAAAUGAAUCUAUCAUAGAAUGAUCUUGGUAAUGCUUU
Messenger RNA from Helianthus annuus (common sunflower), 2903 nucleotides. Its product is annotated as methylmalonate-semialdehyde dehydrogenase [acylating], mitochondrial. Gene Ontology annotation, biological process: L-valine catabolic process; thymine catabolic process. Bases 226 to 2640 code for a protein of 804 amino acids. Gene Ontology annotation, cellular component: mitochondrion. Lineage: Eukaryota; Viridiplantae; Streptophyta; Magnoliopsida; Asterales; Asteraceae. The transcript is spliced from 21 exons. Gene Ontology annotation, molecular function: malonate-semialdehyde dehydrogenase (acetylating, [NAD(P)+]) activity; methylmalonate-semialdehyde dehydrogenase (acylating, NAD+) activity. The record is from RefSeq and is a predicted model, not a curated record.